Staurois parvus is the source of this 951-nucleotide messenger RNA. The record is from the annotation of a GenBank genome assembly. NCBI's taxonomy places the organism in Eukaryota, Metazoa, Chordata, Amphibia, Anura, Ranidae.
AUGGAUAUAGCAAAGGAAAUCUACCACGUCAGCUAUAGCCGUCGGGACGAGGUCUCAUCCAGCUGUGACUUGGAUGGAAAGAAGAACAUCUUGGUCUCCAUGAGUCGUCUUCCUCAGGACUGCCUGAGCCUAUUAGAGAUUGCCUUAGUGCUAAAUACCAUGGGGUGCAUCCACAGUCUAAGCUGCAAGCCCAAGGUUUUUCGAGAGUCCAUUUCUGUCCUGGACAUCAAAGCCACCAUUGACUCCACGCCCACAAGAAUUGAUGAGUCAUCUAGUGUCGUGCUGAGAUACAGGACGCCCCACUUCCGAGCCACCGCUGAAGUCUUAGUGCCUCCAAUUACCGGGAAGGAGACCUGGAGGGUGGGAUGGAUUCAGGCCUGCAACCAUAUGGAGUUCUACAACUACUAUGGAGACUUGGGCAUGUCUAGCUGGGAACUGCCAGAUCUGGAGAAUGGUAAGAUCCCAGCAAUUAGUGAUUCAGAUGGAGUCAACUACCCCUGGUAUGGCAACACUACUGAGACCUGCACUGUUACUGGCCCCACCAAAAGAGACACCAAGUUUACCGUCAGUAUGAAUGAUAAUUUCUACCCCAGUGUUACGUGGGCAGUGCCUGUUAGCGAUUCCAACGUGCCUAUGUUGACUGGCAUCCGGCGGGACCAAAGUUUUACUACUUGGUUGGUGGCCAUCAACAUUGCCAGUGGUGAACUUGUUGUCCUACAUACCAUCAAGUGGAGGAUGAUACUGGAGAUUGAGGUCAAACCCACAUUACCAUUGGGACAGCGCGCCAAACUGCAGGAACCCUUUAGCCAGGAGCAACCACAAGUGCUCACCAAAAAUGAACCCAUCCCUCCUAGCGCCCUUGUGAAACCGAAUGCCAAUGAUGCACAGGUCCUUAUGUGGAGGCCAAAAAACAAACCGGCAGUAGUUGUGAUACCCCCAAAGCGUCGGUGA